AUGAUAUAUUCUAAAAAUAAAACAAAAGAUGAAAUAUUAUCACUAUACUUACAAAAUAAAGCAAAUAAAUUUGUAACUAGUGGUCUUUUUAAGCAAUAUUCAUCUGCAAAUACUUUCCAAAAUAAAGUAAAAAAGUUAGAAACUGAAAAUAAAAAAUUAGUAAAAUCUUUAGAAAUGUCAAAUCAUAAGCUUAGAUCAUUCUGCAUGAAGCUUGUACAAGCACUUGGAAAAUUACAAAAUGCAAUUUCUAACCUAUAUAUUAUUUUUGAAAAAGAACUUGUUAAAGCCCAAUCAAAAUUAUGUAAUCAUAAAUUUGCUAUUUUAAUUCAAGACAUAAAACUUGGAUUAGAAAAGCUUAAAGAAUUUUUAAAAUAG
Messenger RNA from Cetraspora pellucida, 375 nucleotides. The record is from the annotation of a GenBank genome assembly. NCBI's taxonomy places the organism in Eukaryota, Fungi, Glomeromycota, Glomeromycetes, Diversisporales, Gigasporaceae.